GGCGCCGUCACAAAAGGAAGUGGCGGCGGCGGGGCCGUCAGCGCGGGGAGGGGCGGGGGCGGCACCGGCACCACCGGCACCACCGGCACCGGGACCACCGGGAGCGGCACCGGGAGCGAGGAGGCGGCCGCGGCGGGGGCCGCGCCGCGCCAUGGCCCAGCAGCAGAUGAGCAGCUCGCAGAAGGCGCUGAUGCUGGAGCUGAAGUCGCUGCAGGAGGAGCCGGUCGAAGGCUUCCGCAUCACCCUGGUCGACGAGUCCGACCUCUACAACUGGGAGGUGGCGAUCUUCGGGCCCCCCAACACGCUCUACGAGGGCGGAUACUUCAAGGUAUCAUUGAUGCUAAUAAGCAGUGGUUUGGUGCAGCAAAGGGACACAGAAUUGCAGGCUCACAUUAAAUUUCCUAUCGACUAUCCAUAUUCACCACCUACCUUCAGAUUCCUGACCAAAAUGUGGCACCCCAACAUUUAUGAGAAUGGAGAUGUAUGUAUUUCAAUUCUUCACCCACCUGUAGAUGACCCACAAAGUGGAGAGCUGCCAUCAGAGAGGUGGAACCCUACCCAAAAUGUCAGGACUAUCUUACUGAGUGUAAUCUCUUUGCUUAAUGAGCCCAACACGUUCUCCCCAGCCAAUGUGGAUGCAUCAGUCAUGUUCAGGAAAUGGAGGGACAGUAAAGGAAAAGACAAGGAGUAUGCUGAAAUCAUAAGGAAGCAGGUUUUGGCUACCAAAGCUGAGGCAGAGAAGGAUGGUGUGAAGGUCCCCACUACACUGGCAGAGUACUGCAUCAAAACUAAAGUGCCUUCCAAUGACAACAGUUCAGAUUUGCUUUACGACGACUUGUACGAUGAUGACAUUGACGAUGAAGACGAGGAGGAGGAGGAUGCCGACUGUUACGAUGAUGAUGAUUCUGGCAACGAGGAGUCCUGACCUGCUCCCUCUAUGCCCCUGUACUGCCCUGCCAACUCAGGCCAGAAGGGAGCAGCGGUAACCUAGCAGCAGUCCAGCAAAAAAGUUGGGGGGGGGGGGUGUAAAAAAAAAACAAAACAAACAAAAAAAAAACCCAACACAAAACUUUGUCUCCUGCUGUCUCCUGUUGUAUGGAUCUGUUUGCUCCUUUUUUAUGGACCUCUUAGAGACCCUCCACAGAAUGUCUGAAUUCUUGCAUUCUUAACCCUUUCAUCACUGUAUUACAAUUUCUUUUUGAAAAAGAAUCUCCCCUUUUCACUUCUCUACAAAACGCUCACAGCAAAACAGGUUUGCUUGUGUUUAGAUUCUUGAAUUAAAUACAGUCUUGCAUUGAGAUGUUUAAUGUAUUUAAAGCUGGAACAAACCCAUUGGAAGCCGGGUUUUUGGGAGCUCAAAGUGCUGCAUUUACUGGGAAGAAAAAAAAUCCCCAUGAAGCAAAUUGCCAAGGUUUAGCUGCUCCAUUUACAAUAAUAGCGUGUGUACAUUCAUUUAGCCUUGUGGUGGCUUUUUCUUUUUAAGGUGUGGGGUGGAGAGUGUAAAGCUGCUGUGUGUUGAGCUUGAUGGGAUGUCACUGAAAGGUACAGUAUUCCUUUUCAGCCUGCUAAGUUAGGAAAUAGCUGGCCCCUGGAGCCCCAGAGGGCACAAUCAGCUUUGUCUCUGGAAAAGCGUUAUGCUAUGAACCCUAAAAUAAACACUCUAACACUUCACAUCUGUACAACUGAGCCCUGGGUUGCUAUUUUUUUUUUUCCAGACUAGGAUAGGAUUGAAAAAGUUCAGUUUAGUUGUUCUGCUGCGAUCUGCUGCCAGCUGCCCCUCUCUGGAGGGAGGAGAGCAGAUGUGCAUCCUGCUGCCCAGAGGGCCACCAUUCAUGCUAGACUUACUUUUGGCAGUGGGACAGAGCAGCAGCCUCCUGCCCUGUUCUGGCUGGCAGCCCUUGCUCCCUGCAGCCUCAGCCCUGUGCGUCUGAAGCUGCCUUCUGUCGCUUGUGUAGGUCACCUGUGGGCAGGUGCAGCUCUGCACGGCCAAGCUUAAAAACACUUGAUAAUGCCCUUGGUUUGAGGUAGGUUUCUCUGCACAGAAAAGGUAAUUAACUGUGUAGGAAAUAAAAAUGCUUUAUGAUUUCAGAAAAGACAAUCCAAGUCCUACAGUGUGAGAUCCUAGCUCCCUGAAGAUGUCUGGCAUUCUGCCGACCUUUCAUUGGCAUUGACUUCCAUUCUAAUUCUCUGUGUGAACAUAGAAGCUGAAGUUAUGAAUUGGGGUUUCAGCUAGACACAGAAGAGUUCCUAAACGAGCGGAAUUCUGUUUUCUGCCAGCACUUGCAUUUUUAUAGAAACAACUUCUUUACUGUGGUUUUGCAGCAGAGUGGUAAGAGGUAGCAAAGACUAGAUUUUUUUGGUGGGUUUUUUGUUUGUUUUGUUUUUGGUUUUUUUGUUCGGGUUUUUUUGGUGUUCGUUUUUUUGUUUUGUUUUGGUUUGGUUGUGGUUGUUGUUUUUGGUUUUUUUUGUUUUUUUUUUUUUUUUUAAUGUAAGAGGAGUACUUGGCAUGCACUUCCCAGAGGAAUUCACAGAGCCCGCUGGGGCGGCAGAGUUCGGAGCUGCCUUGGUGCCCGCGGGGUGUGCGGCUGUCUCUGUGCGGCGGGCAGAGGUGGGCAGUGCCGGGCUCUCCCCAGCCCGGCUCCUUGGCGCACAGGGCUGUGUGCAGCCCCACGGCAGUGCAGGCCAGCAGCAGGUUUUGACAGACUCUUCAGCAGUGUGCUUCAGCGGUGCCCCCGGCUCAGCCUCCCGCAUGUUUUGGGAGCCCUUGGCAGAGCUCAGGGAGCUCCGUCGCGGGCAGGAGGAUCCUGCACGUUCUUGUCUCAAAACCCUCUUCCUCAGGCCCUCGGCCCUCCCCCGCUGCAGCGUGCUCGUGUUUGGCUGUGGUGCGGUGCCCCGAGUUCCCCUUUCGCACGAUCCUGCCAUCGGCAGCCGGGCCUGGCAGCCCCGGGAGCAGAUCGGAGGUGCCGGCCCGGCUUGGGCAAGACCCUCCACAGGUACAGAGGCGUUACCCUGACCAGAGCCUGCGCCUUCCCUCCGUGUAUUUCAGGGUUUUCCAUGGUACGUCGCCAGCUGCGGGUCCCUCGGGGGUCCUUCGGUGGGAAUAGGCUUUGUUCUGGAUCCGUUCCGUGGCUGCGUCCCGGGGUGAGACUGAGCAAAAGCUCCGUGUGCACUGCCCGGACGGAGAGGAAAGGAGUGGAAAAGAGAGGAAGGCCCUCGGGGCCCCGCAUGAAGUGAGUGAGGCAGAUCUAUUUCCAAAAUGUCGCUUGGCUGGGUUUUGCAGACACAGUCCCUGCCCCGGCCGUGCAUCCCUCUCUGCCCGCAGGUAGUGAAGACUGCCGGAGUGGCGAUUCCUCGUGCCCGGCGCUCCCGCCACGCCUGCCCUCCUCCUUGCAUGUUACCUGGGAAGGCAGCUGCACUCUUCUGAGGUGUCAGCCUUCUUCCAGUAAGGACUGACUCAGCCCCAGAUGCUUUUUGGAGCCUGCAGCGAGGCUCCCCUGCAGCUAGUAACAGGGUAGGGCACCCCCAGCUUCACACCAGCCCUGCGAGGGCAGCGCCAGGGUUGGUAAAUGGGCCCCUGAUGCUCGCGGCUGCAGGACUGGUGUGGGGCCACACCAGGGCAGGGGCACCAACCUCCAACUUCCAUGUGGCUGUGGGGGAUGAAGGAGCAGAGUGUGGCAACACUGGGUUUGCUGAUGACUUGGUUGGAAAUGAGGAUACUGCAUCUUUCAGGAUUUCCCUUGUACUUUUGACCGUCUUCACUGUAUACUCUCCAGUGACUUGUAUUUCCAAGCUUGGUGUUGUAAGAUGCAUUAUUAUGACUCUUCUGUUACCCUUUUUUAAUGACAAAAAAACAACCUCUUUUGAGAGCUCCAACAUUAACCAGACUAAUUUCUCUUCCCCCACUGUCCUGUGCAGUGUCAUUGCUUGUUGACUUGCUGGUUUCCUUUUUUUGAGAUACAACUGAAGUAUGAGGGGAUUUUUUUGAAACUAUUUAAGAGAUUGCAGAAAAAUGUUUACCUGCUCUGUGUACUCUGGGUUUUUCUUAACCUCUUUUUCCCUGUUUCAGUCAAUAUUAGCCGUUACAUUUGCAACUUACUUGUCCCUUCAAAUGCAGUUUUCAACCAUUCUGAAACCAGCAGGGUACACUAGAUUUCUUAGUAGUUUUCUUAGCUGAACUCCCAGAUCUUUUCCUUUUUUUCUUCAGUAUAAUUUACCAGAAAGAAUUAACUGAUGCAUUUUUGUGUUGUCUUCUCCUUCAGUAGUUAUAUUUUGUCUUUUCUGCACAUCUGUCUACUAAUAAAAAUGUGAAAUGAAAAUAUC
Messenger RNA from Prinia subflava (tawny-flanked prinia), 4320 nucleotides. RefSeq names its product ubiquitin conjugating enzyme E2 R2 (gene UBE2R2). The coding region runs from base 152 to 925 and encodes 257 amino acids. Lineage: Eukaryota; Metazoa; Chordata; Aves; Passeriformes; Cisticolidae. The transcript is spliced from 6 exons. Gene Ontology annotation, molecular function: ubiquitin conjugating enzyme activity. Gene Ontology annotation, biological process: ubiquitin-dependent protein catabolic process; protein polyubiquitination. The record is from RefSeq and is a predicted model, not a curated record.